This is a messenger RNA of Galdieria sulphuraria, 1446 nucleotides long. Its product is annotated as phosphoserine phosphatase. Bases 103 to 1416 code for a protein of 437 amino acids. Gene Ontology annotation, molecular function: magnesium ion binding. The transcript is spliced from 4 exons. The record is from RefSeq and is a predicted model, not a curated record. Gene Ontology annotation, biological process: dephosphorylation; L-serine biosynthetic process. NCBI's taxonomy places the organism in Eukaryota, Rhodophyta, Bangiophyceae, Galdieriales, Galdieriaceae. Gene Ontology annotation, cellular component: cytoplasm.
UGUAUGAUUUAGACGUACUUCUCGUCGUCAACUAAUUAAUUGAAUACAUCUUCCAUUGGAGGUUUGCUGAUUCUGCUCCCUGCCAAAGAUUCUAUUUAAACUAUGAUUAAGGAACAGAACAUAACUUCGAAUCUUUUUGUUAUUACCUUGUCUGGAAAUAGAGAAAAUAAUUGGCUGGUUGACUUUCUAUGGGUUCUAGAUAAGUACCAGUUAUGUUUGAACGAUAUCGAACAGUUUGUUGCUGGUGAAAUUUGUACCACUACUAUUGUUGCAGAGUUUUCAGAAGACAAAAGUUCCCUUAUUGUGAAAGAUAUCUUGUUGUUUGGUCACGAAAACAAUGUAGAAGUUGAUUUCGAAGUCAUUAAAGCCAAACAAACUGAAAUCGUGCCCUCGAACAAUAGUGAUUCGUACGCUAUAACUUUUAGUAAAAGUGAUAAAGUCCCAGUUGGGUUUUUUGCUGAGUUGACUGGUGUCUUGGCAGCUCAUAAAGUAAACUUGGACUUUGCGGAACGGCUUUCUGAAAGCAGUGACCCUCUAGCUUGUUAUGAAAUCGUUGCAAAGUUGAAUAUUCAUAGACCCAUCUUUACAAACGAGACUAAUGAGGCGGAUUCAGUUGAUUCCUUAUCGAGUAUUCGCAGCCAAAUUUUGGCUUUAGGAAAGAAGUAUUCCGUGGAUACUGCUAUUCAACGUUCGGAUCUAUUGCAUCGAACAAAGAGACUGGUUGCUUUUGAUUUGAGUUGGACUUUGAUAUCAAAUGAUGCUUUAAAUAUUGUUAUUGAAGCUGCUGCUGCCUUAUCUGAGCCGUCAGUAGCCAAGUCACUACACACACGCUUAUUGGAAUUGCAACGAUUGCACCAAGAUGGAACAUUGGUUGGUGAUGAGUAUUAUUUAGAACGAGCACAACUUUUGAGAGGCUUUUCUGUCUCCAACAUUAUGCAAAAGAUCGAUGGUCUGCUUUCUUUUACUGAAGGAUCCGUUUCCUUGUGUCGUACCUUAACCAAAUUGGGGUAUAAGACUGCCAUUCUAUCUUCUGGUCCCCAUUUCUUAGUAGAGCAUGUUAAACGCUACUUAGGAAUGGAUUUUGCAUAUGGAAAUAUUUUUGAAACCGAUGCUAUGGGCUAUUUAACUGGCGAAAUAAGUCAUCCUAUUAUAAAUGCCAAUAGAAAAGCAGACUUGCUACAAAUGUUAACUAUGCAAGAAAGAAUAGGUUUGGAACAGGUUAUUGCGGUAGGUGAUGGUCCUGUCUCGUUAGAAAUGUUGUCACUUGCAGGAAUGGCCAUUUCAGUUGAUCAGCCGGAUGCCACAGAUUUGGAAGUUGGAGCUCAUUUAUGUGGAAAAAGCCUUAUGACAGUUCUCUAUUUAUUGGGUAUUCGAGGACGAGAUGCUUUAGAAAUGUCACGAGAGAGCUUUGUUUAAAUGUUUAGAGACACUGCAUGUUUUCUUUGU